Linum trigynum is the source of this 2487-nucleotide messenger RNA. Lineage: Eukaryota; Viridiplantae; Streptophyta; Magnoliopsida; Malpighiales; Linaceae. The record is from the annotation of a GenBank genome assembly.
CCCGAAUAUUUAAGAAAGCCAGAGCAGAGGAGAGGAGCGGAGCGGAGGUGAACCCAACCACAACCAGCAAAGCAUAUACAUAUACAAUACAGCCAGCCAGCCAGCCGUGUUUCUCUGUCAGACAGAGAUUAGAUUUCAUUCCCUACUCCUCCGCUUCGGAUCCCAUCUCACCUCCUGCCUUUCCUAGGGUUUCGGAUUUCCCCCAUUGAUUAUUAUACGCCUCUUCUCUACUACCACUCCGUCGCCGCCUGCAUCACAUUCACAGGUAUGAAUUGAGGUUCCUUCUGUUUCGCGUUCGUGAAACACCGUCUUGUCUUUUUCUUUCUUAGAUUUGUCGUCUCAAUUCAACUUCUUUCCACCCUUCUUUUGUUCCCUUUCUUGUCGGAAUUCGUUCAACUUCUUGAAAGAAUUGGCCACCUUCCCACCAUAGAUAGGAUAUUACUCAGAGUACUGAGUCUUCUGCUUGUUGGAUUCCCGUAUUCUGAUUCGGCCUUCUCGUUCGAGCGAUUCGUAUCCGAUGUUUGGUAUUGGAUUGGUGUUGGAUUCGUUUUUCUUGCGCUGUUUGCUUUCCGUCAUGUAUUGAUGCUUUCCGUUCGCUUCUUUUGUCUACUUAUCAGGGGGGAUUGAAUUGUCGCGAGCAAAACAAAAGACCAAGGGAAUGCUGAAAGAUGUGGUUGAAACCCGAAAUCCUUGUCUCUGAUUUCAACACCACUGCAGCUCCAUUCGACUGCAACGAGGAACCCUCGCAGUUUAUACCUCGCUUCCCUUUCCUAUUCUAUGCCUCAAUGCCAACCUUCAGAUUCACAGGACCCAGAAUCCUGCCAAACUGCCAUGAUCUCAGCGAAGAUGGUUGAGCUUUGAAUUCCUUCCCCUCCAUCCCCGGCCGGGUGCACCUUUCUCAAUAUCCCACUACCGAGGAGCAACCAUGGAGCAAAAGGAGUAUGUGUUGAUGAACAAGUACGAGAUUGGCAGGAUGUUAGGGCAAGGUACCUUCGCCAAGGUCCACUACGCCAGGAAUCUCCAAACGGCCGCCACAGUGGCCAUCAAGAUCAUAGACAAGGAGAGGGUGUUGAGAGCCAGCGGCAUGAUGGAGCAGAUCAAGCGUGAGAUCUCUGUCAUGAAAAUGAUCCGCCAUCCGAAUGUUGUGGAGCUGUACGAAGUGUUGGCCACCAAGACCAAAAUCUACUUCGUUAUGGAAUAUGUGAAAGGCGGUGAGCUCUUUGACAAAGUAGCCAAAGGAAAGCUCAACGAAGAUGACGCCAGAAAAUACUUCCGGCAGCUCAUCAGUGCAGUAGAUUACUGCCACAGUCGAGGGGUCAGCCACCGUGACUUGAAGCCUGAGAAUCUGCUUUUGGACGAGGAUGGGAAUCUUAAAGUCUCCGACUUUGGUCUCAGUGCUCUUGCUGAGUCCAAGAGACAAGAUGGGCUACUCCAUACAACUUGUGGGACUCCGGCUUAUGUUGCUCCAGAAGUGAUUAUGAAAAAAGGCUACGAUGGUUCCAAAGCUGAUAUCUGGUCUUGUGGAGUCAUUUUAUAUGUUCUAUUGGCUGGAUAUCUCCCAUUCCAUGAUUCUAAUAUCAUGGAGUUGUAUCGGAAGAUUGCCAAGGGGGAGUUCAAAAAGUUCCCUAGCUGGGUUACCUCGGAGGUCCGCAAGCUCCUUUCCAAGAUUCUUGAUCCUAAUCCAAAUACAAGGAUACCAAUAGCCAAGAUCCUGAAGAACUCUUGGUUUCGAAAGGGUUUCCACCACUCCAAACAGCUCGCACCACCAGAGACGGAAGAGAAUGAAGAACCGAGGCAAGCGGAAGAAGAAGUACCAUCAAAGCUCUGCAACUUGAAUGCAUUUGACAUAAUCUCCUAUUCUUCUGGGUUUGAUUUGUCUGGGCUGUUUGAGGAGAAGGAGAAGAAGAAAGACGUGAGAUUUACAGCAAACACGCCUGCAUCGACAAUCAUCUCUAAGCUUGAAGACGUUGCCAAAAGAUUGAAGCUGAAACUGAAGAAGAAGGAUGGAGGGUUGUUGAAAUUGGAAGGGGGCAAAGAAGGCAGGAAAGGAGUGCUUGGGAUUGAAGCAGAGAUCUUCGAGAUCACUCCUUGUUUCCAUUUGGUAGAGAUGAAGAAGUCCAGUGGCGACACAAUGGAGUAUCACAGGGUUGUGAAAAAAGAGAUUAGGCCGUCGCUUAAGGAUAUUGUGUGGACCUGGCAGGGAGAACAACAACUGCAACAGCCACAGGAGAAACCGCAGGAGGAGGAGGAGAUGAAGCCUCCUGCUUCAAGCAUGUUGCCGGAGAUCCCACCUCGGAGUUUGACGGAAGCAGAGCAAUCUGUUGUCUGAUGUACUGUUAAGCUUUGAAAGUGCAUGUAUUUUUCAUGUGUUCAUUGGUGAAUGGUAUUGACAUUCUUAUUUGUCCUCUUUACGGAAAACACAUAAUGAAUGGCAAUUAAGCUCGGCUGAAUUGAUAAUUCAAAUCUUAAGAAAUGAAUUGAAUCGAA